Messenger RNA from Adineta ricciae, 1674 nucleotides. The record is from the annotation of a GenBank genome assembly. Lineage: Eukaryota; Metazoa; Rotifera; Eurotatoria; Adinetida; Adinetidae.
AUGUUUGCAAAGUGUUUCGUCUUUGUUGCACUUUUUCUCUUCACAUCAGCUAAUGAUGAUCCAUCUUUUCAACGAUAUCGAGGUCAUAUUGUGAAGAAAAAUGGCAAAUACGAAAUUGUCACAGCUUUAGCACACGAUUACAAAGAGCCUAAUCCAAACGUUGACAAUGUCUUAGCCAGUGGAUUUUGGGAUCAAACUUACAAUAUUACUGGUUGGUCAGUAUUAGAAAUCAAAACUUUGGAAAAUCAGACAAAUUUCGAUCAAGCCUAUUCAGCUGGAUUACUCGAAGGACAAUUGACACGAGAUUUGACCUGGAUGCAAUGGCAGAACAAUAUCGAUGAUAUUUGUGCUAAUAAAACAAAAUUUUGUAACUAUUUCAAAGAAUUUCUCAGUAUACAACUCGAUUGGAUGUAUACGCAAAUUGAAAGUUAUCCUGAUGAUGAAUAUUGGCAUCAAGUUGAUUUGCUUCUUAUUCAACUAAAUGGUCUUAUCGAUGGACAUUACAAUACGCCACGUGAACCAAGACGUCGACUUGAUGAUCCACUUGGAUUCCUAUUAUUUCAAGUGGUAGAAUCCGUUGGCGAUUUAGCUGAGCGUUUUGGUAUUCCAGACGUUGAACGACACGAUAGUUGCUCAGCGUUGAUUAAACUUUUACCAGGCAAUUCGGAUGUCUUCGUUUCCCAUGCUGAUUGGAGUCACUUUAAAUCAAUGUUAAAAGUCAUCAAACGUUACAACAUGCCAUUAAAACGUUCAAUUGAUGUCGCAAGUGCAACAGUUCCAGGUGCCGAAAUCAUAUUCUCAUCGUAUCCUGGUACACUUCACUCCGUCGAUGACUUUUACAUGACACGUCCAGCUAAUCUGACUAUCAUUGAAACGACAAUUGUUAAUUUUAAUGAGAAUCUACGUCACAAUAUCAUUCCCAUCUCGGUACCUGAAUGGAUUCGCGUGGUCGUAUCAAAUCGACUAUCGAAUAACGGACAAGAAUGGAUUGAUAAAUUCUUUGCUUUCAAUGAUGGAACAUACAAUAACGAAUGGAUGAUUACAGAUUUCAAGCGAUUCACGCCAGGACAGAAACCCCAAGCUGGAUUUCUAAUGGUGGCUGAACAAAUGGUAACAGAUUUCGAGUAUAUAGAUAUGACUGAUAAAUUGAAUGCGGAUACUUACUGGGCGUCGUACAAUAAUGUUUAUUUUCCUGACUUCCGAAAUUUGUCCGGUGAAGAAGCGAUGGUUCAGAAGAAAGGACCAGAAUUAUACUCAUGGCAUGAUUCUUCCCGUGCCAGAAUCUUUCGACGCGAUCAAAACAAAGUUGUUGAUCUUCCAUCAAUGAUCAAGAUGAUGCGAUACAAUGAUUUUAAAAACGAUAAUUUGUCGGCUUGUAACUGCACUCCACCAUACUCAGCAGAACUGACAAUCGCUGCUCGAUGUGAUUUGAAUCUAGCCGACGGACAUUAUCCCGAUGAACCACUGGGACAUCGUCCUCACGGUGCUACCGAUGCUAAAAUUACAAGUUAUGCAUUGAUGCAAAAUUUCACACUUGUCGCCGUUGCUGGUCCAACAUCUGACCAACAACCGCCAUUCGUCUGGAGUGAAUCUGAUUACAACACGAAAUUUUCACAUAUUGGUCAGCCAGAUAAAUGGAACUUUACAGCAUUCACACCAACAUGGAUGCUAUAA